AUGAUCGAACCAAAGAAAACCAUUUAUGUCAAUAAUUUAAAUGAAAAAGUGUCUAUUAAUAAAUUGAAAAAAGAAUUAAAUAAAACAUUUACACCAUAUGGAAAGAUUCUACAAAUUACAGCUUUUAAAACAUUAAAAUUAAAAGGACAAGCAUUUAUAACUUUUGAUAAUAUUGAAAGUGCAAUUAAUUCACUUGAGUUAAAUAAUAUUGAAAUUUUUAAUAAACCAAUUAAGAUAACUUUUGCCAAUUCAAAUUCAGAUAUUGUUGAAUCAGAUGAAAUAAUACGUGAAAGAAAACAAAAUAAAUCAUUGAAAACUUCAAAGAAAAGAAAAUUAGAAGAUAAUGGAAAUAAAGAUAAUAGUAAAUUGAAAACAAAGACAAAGAAGAAAUUAGAUAUGUUAAAUGAAUGGAAAGAAUUACCAUCUAAUCAUAUAUUAUUAUUACAAAAUAUUAAUAAAUUUGAUGAAUUAGAAGAAUUCUUUAAUGAUUUUAAUGGAUUUGAAAAUAUUCGUGUGGUUAAAGUUAAGAAUUUAGCAUUUAUUGAAUUUGAAAAUGAAGAAAUGGCAACUAAUUGUCUUCAACAAGUUAAAGAUGAUCAAUUAAUUCAGUUUGGUCCAGAAGAUGAAGUUUUACUUUCAUUUGCUAAAAAAUGA
Candida tropicalis MYA-3404 is the source of this 654-nucleotide messenger RNA. RefSeq lists its product as uncharacterized. Lineage: Eukaryota; Fungi; Ascomycota; Pichiomycetes; Serinales; Debaryomycetaceae. The record is from RefSeq and is a predicted model, not a curated record. The coding region runs from base 1 to 654 and encodes 217 amino acids. The transcript has a single exon. Gene Ontology annotation, molecular function: RNA binding.